Messenger RNA from Topomyia yanbarensis, 4074 nucleotides. RefSeq lists its product as uncharacterized. Lineage: Eukaryota; Metazoa; Arthropoda; Insecta; Diptera; Culicidae. The coding region runs from base 1 to 4074 and encodes 1357 amino acids. The record is from RefSeq and is a predicted model, not a curated record. The transcript has a single exon. Gene Ontology annotation, molecular function: zinc ion binding; nucleic acid binding.
AUGAAGAAAGUGACUCUGCGAAAAAAUACCCUCCAUCAUAAAACGCUUUUGCGGAGGAGGAAUAAUAUUCUCGGAUCAGCUAAACUGAUACAACAGUUCGAUGAUCAGUACGAAGAAACUCAAGUGAAUCAAGUGUCGUUGAGGAUUGCUCGCCUCGAUGAGCUGUGGAAAACAUUUGAAGGCGUGCAGGACGAAAUAGAAGUGAUUGAAGACAAACAAGAAGACUUUGCGGAAUCACGACAAGAAUUUCACGACUUGUAUUUUGAGUUGAAGGCUUCGUUAACGAGUAAACUUCCUCGAAAUGAUCCUGUCCCUGGCACUCCAGUUCCCCAAAUAGCACAACAAAUCGCGCCUCCGGUUCAUCAAGUUGUGUCGGUUAAACUUCCGGAGUUGAAGUUGCCGGAAUUUGAUGGCCAACCGGAUCAGUGGAUCGAGUUUCGAGAUUUGUUCAAAUCGGUAAUUCAUUCCAACGUGCAAUUGUCGGCCGUGCAAAAACUACAUUACUUGCGCAGCAGCUUGAAAGGUGACGCUUCUCGUCUCAUAUCGUCCAUUGCGAUCUCCGCGGACAAUUAUGCGAUCGCAUGGAAAAUUAUAAGUGAUCGGUUUGAGAACACGGGUUAUCUGGUGAAACAGCAUAUGUCUGCAUUGUUCCGUGUACCAUCUGUGCGAAGGGGCUCUGCUUCUGCUCUGUCCGAAUUGGCGGACGAGUUUAAUCGCCACGUUGGAAUCCUUGACAAGCUCGAAGAUGAGGAUGCGCAUUGGAAUUCGUUUCUGGUGGAGCGCCUAAGCAGCCUGCUCGACGAAAGGUCUCUCCUGGAGUGGGAGACUCAGUGCAAAGAAGAAGAAGUGCCGCAAUAUUCCGUUUUGCUUGAGUUCAUACGAAAAAGAUCGCGUACUUUGCAAAAGUGUUCUACGGCAAGUGGCUCUUCGUCCAACGUACAAGUGAAACCCAUAAAGGUUAAAACCACCUCCUCUCACGUUGCCUCCGAAAAUGUGGUGAAAUGUCUGAGCUGUAAACAAGCUCACUCGUUGGUACAGUGUGAGGCGUUUAUCAAGCUAAGUGCAAACAAUAGAUUUGAUUUUGUCAAAAAACACCGGUUGUGUAUUAAUUGUUUAAGAGGUGGUCAUAUGGCUAAGGAUUGCCGUGCUAGUUUUUGUAGAACGUGUGGGAAGAAGCACCACAGUAUGUUACAUCUGCCAGCACAGUUGUCGACUUCAGCAGUCGUUGUAACACCGAGUGAAGAACAAUCACGAAGCACUUCCCAAGUGUACACAGCUAUUUGUUCUGUACCCACCACUACAUCUCAAUCGGACAUUGCUUAUUCGGUCGUGAACGCACCGCCGGUGGUGCUCACAAGUACAUUACCCCAGGCAAUUGUGUCGGUUUCGCAAAACGUUUCGUCACCUCUCGUCGCGAUCGAUGCGCCCCUCCCUCCGUCGCCGGUUGUUUCGUACGAAUCUGAACCACUUCCAUACUGCACCCAGCAGCCAGCUACAUCAUUAACACAGGCAAAUAAUACCUUUGAAAGUAUUGUGUUCCUAUCGACAGCCGUCGUUCGAGUUCGAGACGUAAACAAUGUGUACCACUUUGCACGUGCUCUAUUAGACAGUGGGUCUCAAUCGAAUUUUGUGUCCGAGUCACUUUGUCAGAAAUUAGACAUCAAACGCUCUCGAGUUAACCUCCCUGUCAGUGGUAUAGGGCAAUCUACCGUAAACGUUCACUACAAAGUACAGAUCGCACUUUCGUCACGCUUUGGCGGAUUUGAGCAACAGAUAGACUGCUUGGUUCUACCGAAAUUAACCGUUAGUCUCCCAAGUCGUAGUGUGGAUAUAUCUCGCUGGACCAUUCCGCGCCAUUUGCCACUGGCUGAUCCGAGAUUCAAUAUUUCGCAAGGAGUCGAUCUCAUUGUUGGAGCUGAAUUAUUUUACACUCUUCUCGAAUCUCAAAGACUAACCCUUACUGAUGGAUAUCCUAUUUUACAGAAAACCGUAUUGGGAUACGUGGUCUCUGGAAAGGCUACUGCUCAUGUGCCUGAGACGGUGGUGUGCCACGUCGCUGUUGAUCAAGACCUCAAUGCUCAACUGGAACGAAUGUGGGAGGUCGAAGAUUUCGAUGUAGGACGUGCACUUACGCAGGAGGAGCAACAGGUAGAAGAGCAUUUCAUUCGCACGGUGACCCGUGAUAGCAGUGGACGUUACAUGGUGCGGUUACCGCUCAAAGAGUCUCGUGUCCCAUUCCUAGGGGAUUCCUACAAGCCUGCUGUGAACAGAUUUUCGAUUAUGGAGAGACGUUUCGCCAAGGACAACGAGCUGCGUGUGGCGUACACACAAUUUAUGGAGGAAUAUAUAAAACUGGGGCAUAUGGAAGAGUGUUCUCGCGGCGCGGGCCCGCAGUUUUGUCUCCCGCAUCAUGCUGUACGUCGACCAGAAAGCACGACCACUAAAACCAGAGUAGUGUUCGAUGCCAGCAGCAAAUCGCAUGGUCAAUUGUCGCUGAACGAAGUCCUUUUCACUGGUCCAACGGUUCAACCAGCUCUGCUCGCCGUGGUAGCGAACUUCCGGGUACCCAAGUACGUAUUCUCUGCCGAUGCCGAGAAAAUGUUUCGGCAAGUGUGGAUGCAUCCGGAUGAUCGAAAAUUUUUGACGGUCGCAUGGCGAUCGGAUCCGUCACUACCGUUGAAGUUCUAUCAGCUGAAGACCGUGACGUAUGGACUUGCCUGUUCCCCUUAUCAAGCCGCCCGUGUAUUGAACAAGCUCGCUGAGGACGAUGGGGAUCGAUAUCCACUAGCCGCACCAAUAGUUACGAAGUGUUUCUAUGUGGAUGAUGCCCUUGCUGGAGGAGAUGAUCUGGACGAGGUUGCAGAAAGUUGUCGUCAUCUACAGGAACUUCUCGCUCGAGGGGGGUUUACUCUACGUAAGUGGUAUGCUAAUGAUUCGAACGUGUUGUGUCAUAUACCUAGUGAACUCUGCGGAACCCCUGGUCCAACCGAAAUAGGACGAGGCUCAAUAACAACAGCAUUGGGGCUGAUAUGGAAUCCAUGCACAGAUCAGCUCAGUUUCCAAGUCCCGGAUUUGGGGAACUUGCAGGUCGUUACCAAGCGGACGGUGGUGUCGGAAAUGUCAAGACUCUUUUACCCGCUAGAACUUUUGGGGCCAGUGGUUAUCAGCGCAAGAAUAUUCGUCCAAGGAUUAUGGGCAAGGCAACUCGCUUGGGAUGAAGUAUUGCCAGAACAAGAUGCACAGUGGUGGCAGGUAUUCCGCGAUGAAUUAGCGCAACUAAAGAAGAUUACAGUCUCUCGUCACGUUGUCCCCAACUGUCGCCAAGAUUAUCAGUUGCAUUGCUUCUGCGAUGCGUCGUCGAAAGGCUACGGAUGUUGUAUAUAUGUGGUUGGACCAAAUGUUGGAGGCAAAAUCGAAAGCAAGCUACUGAUUGCCAAGUCACGAGUCGCUCCUCUACGCGGAUUGUCCAUUCCAAGGCUAGAACUAUGUGCGGCCGUUCUUGGCAGCCAGCUGAUUCAUAACCUGCGUACAACUACGGACUUUCAAGGCCCUGCGGUGUUUUGGUCUGACAGCACCGUUGUAUUACACUGGAUCAAAUCACCUCCGAAUGAGUGGAAGGUAUUCGUCUCCAAUCGUGUGGCGGAGGUGCAACGUCUCACUCGAGGACUACCGUGGAACUAUGUCCCGACCGAGCUUAACCCUGCGGAUCUCAUAUCGCGCGGGAUAAAUCCUAGCCAAAUUAUAGAUGAUCGGAUGUGGUGGUAUGGACCACCAUUGCUAACUAAACCGACUAUGACUUGGCCGAAAUUUCCAUCGAAUUCAUCGAUAAGCCAUAACAUUGAGCAGGAGAAACGUGCAGUCGUCGUGCUUACUACUACCGAAAUCGAUGAUUCCAUAUUCGUAAGAUAUUCGGAGCUAGGGAAGCUAUUGAAAGUGGUGGCCAUGUGCAUUCGAUUUGGUACUAACUGUCGAUGCCCGAAAGCAGUACGAGUUUUCGGGAACCUUACUCCUGCAGAGAUCGACAGGGCGUUAAAAUCCAUGGUACGCCUAGCUCAGGUGAACAGCUUUCCCUAG